AUUAUAAUAGUAGCGCGAUAUAAGCACUGACGCAGCACAGACACAGCACAAUUCGCUCAUUUCUGCCUUCUCUACACAACGUUCCUUUGAAGCAUAUCAUGUUUUAGACAUUUUCCACUCCUUUUCCAAGACUGAAUUUGACGGCCUCUAUGCCAGGGUCUAGUAGAAUCUCACUUCGCAAAUUGUUCAAGUCAUGCAAAGCUUCCGAAGGUCGUGUUUCUAAGCAUACAGCAAGUGGAAUUGGCUGACACGCCCAGUGAUCUCCAAACAUCAAAAACUGACUUAAAAACAACCAAGAAUUCAAUUCGUUGUACUUCUGAGAAAAAAAAAGUCAAAAUGCCGAGGAAGACUAAAGCGAGUAAGAAGACGCAGAAAGCUGCAGCCGCUCCAAUCGACGUGAUUGACAUCGAUGAUGACUGUGAGGGUGGCGACGCCGGAGCAUCUAAGACCUUCCCGAUUCAGUGUUCUGCGCUGCGCAAAAGUGGUCAUGUGAUGAUGAAAGGACAACCUUGUAAGAUCGUUGAGAUGUCCACAUCUCAACCAGGAAAGCAUGGACAUGCCAAGGUUCACAUCGUGGGCAUAGAUAUCUUCACUGGCAAGAAAUAUGAAGACUUCUGUCCAUCCACUCACACUAUGUCUGUGCCUCACGUCAAGCGUGAGGAUUAUCAGGUGAUUGGCGUUUGGGAUGAAUGUGUGAACCUGCUGGAUAACAAGGGAAUCUCCAGGGGCGACAUUCGUUUGCCGGAGGGAGAGCUCGGCACCCAGAUCAAAACUCGCUUCGAAGCCGAGGAGGAGUUGAUGGUGACCUUGAUGACCUCCAUGGACCGGGAUAUGAUUUGCGGUUUGAAGAAACUGCCCAAAUAAAAAUCGGCAAACUUUGCCGGCCAUCGGCCGGCAUCGGUAAUCACCGGCAAUUAUAAAUCAUGUUACUGAUUGCGCUGCGAGGAUUACCAAACAUUUUCGCGUAGAAUUUAGUCAGUUAUGCUUUUAUGCAUGAAAUAGAUUAGACAUUGUUUAUCUCAUUUUAAUCAGGAAUUAUGUCUCAAAUGUAGCAUCAGUGCUUUAGCUUUAGAUGUUUCCCCUAGUUUUAUUAUGCUCAAAAUGUAAUUGUUAUCGUAUGUAUUUUCGGUCCACUAAUAAUAAAAAUCUUGGAGAGAAAAAAACGAACAAACCCACCCGCCUGAUAAAAUACUUGGUUUUACAAAAUAUAAAUAUUUGCAUGCAUGACUAGUAAUUUAGCUCCUUUAUAAUGAUAUCGAAUGUUGGUUUCAAUUUGGUAAUCUCUUUGAUUUCUUAAAGGCUUCGUGAUCUCUAGUAAUAUUACUCCUUUAGCCAGUCUUUAGUCAGCUUAAAAUGCUUAUAAGGAUGAUGACCAUAAUAUUUGCAAGCUGUACAUUUAGCAAAUUUCAUUUGAGAGAGAUUGAAAAACUCAAAUCACUAAAUUUCAACCCAUUCAAACAAAUCCAAUAUUAAAUAAACAAUCGUAACAACUUUUAGAUGUAAAUGAAUUUAAGGAUGCCUUGUGUCUGAUCGAAAAUGCUAAUCUGAAAGUUAGAUAAUCAUUUGUGAAUUAUAGUCAACUUAUUUCUCAUUUAAUAUGGAGCCAGAUCAAUUAUUAUUUUUGAAAUAAAUGUCCACGUGUACGAAAGAUGAAGCAU
Molecule: messenger RNA, 1658 nt
Organism: Patiria miniata (bat star)
Lineage: Eukaryota; Metazoa; Echinodermata; Asteroidea; Valvatida; Asterinidae
Product: eukaryotic translation initiation factor 5A-1-like
Exons: 4
Coding region: 337-864 (175 amino acids)
Biological process (GO): positive regulation of translational elongation; positive regulation of translational termination
Molecular function (GO): ribosome binding; RNA binding; translation elongation factor activity
Source: RefSeq, a predicted model, not a curated record